Messenger RNA from Gekko japonicus, 2773 nucleotides. RefSeq names its product beta 3-glucosyltransferase (gene B3GLCT). The transcript has 15 exons. Gene Ontology annotation, cellular component: membrane. Bases 1 to 1482 code for a protein of 493 amino acids. The record is from RefSeq and is a predicted model, not a curated record. Gene Ontology annotation, molecular function: acetylglucosaminyltransferase activity. NCBI's taxonomy places the organism in Eukaryota, Metazoa, Chordata, Lepidosauria, Squamata, Gekkonidae.
AUGUACCACGUCUCCUCACCUCCAGUCUCCAAAUAUGCUUUGGCUUUAAAUAUUGCUGCUGAAGAAUUAAAGGAACAGAGCAAGAUUCUGGUAUCUCAGACUUCUGAAAAAAAUGGAAACUCACGUAAAGUAAGCAAAGAAUUAAAAGAAAUUGUGUUUGUCAUCCAGAGCCAAAGGAAUUCUUUUCAUUCAAAGAGAGCAGAUGACCUAAAACAAAAUAUUUUAAAACAGGCUGCAGUUCUUGGAAAGGAAAUACCUACAGUUCUGCUUAUUCACCUGAUGGAUAGGCAUGAAGGUACAUGGACCAUUCUGCCACUAAUGCAUGACUUUUCUGCUUCAUACAGCAGAAAUACCUCAUGGAUUUUUUUCUGUGAAGAAGAUACAAGAAUACAUAUUGUAAGGCUGCUGGAAGUACUUAGAAGAUAUGACAAAUCUAAGGAACUUUUUCUAGGCAAAGCAUUACAUGAUGAUGAAUCUACAAUUAUUCACCAUUAUGCCUUUGCUGAAAAUCCUACCAUUUUUAAAUUUCCAGAUUUUUCUGCUGGCUGGGCACUCAGUAUACCACUUGUAAAUAAGCUUGCGAAGAGGCUGAAAAAUGAACCUUUAAAGUCAGAUUUUACCAUAGAUUUGAAAUAUGAGAUUGCACUAUAUAUCUGGGAAAAAGGCAAUGGACCACAUCUCACCCCAGUGCCUGAGUUCUGCACAGAAGAUGUUGACUCUCCCAAGACUAGUCAUUGUGCCACUACGUUCGCUAAUUUCCUCCCAAUAUGUGGGGAUCCUGUGAAGAAAACAGAUAUCUUUGUUGCUGUAAAAACCUGCAGGAAAUUCCAUGGAGACAGAAUACCCAUUGUGAAACGGACCUGGGAAGCAGAGGCUGCUCUUAUUGAAUACUACAGUGAUUACACAGAAAGUUCAAUUCCUACGGUUGACUUAGGAGUGCCAAAUACUGAAAGAGGUCAUUGUGGAAAAACAUUUGCUAUUUUGGAAAGAUUUUUAAACCUUAAUCCUUCUACAACACCUUGGUUAGUUAUUGUGGACGAUGACACUUUAAUAAGUAUCUCUAGGCUUCAGAAACUUCUCAGCUGCUAUAACCCAAGUGAACCAGUGAUUCUUGGAGAACGUUAUGGCUACGGAUUAGGAUCAGGAGGCUACAGUUACAUCACUGGAGGAGGAGGGAUGGUCUUCAGCAGAGAAGCAGUCCAAAGAUUAUUUGCUAGUAAAUGCCGAUGUUAUAGCAAUGAUGCCCCUGAUGACAUGGUAAUUGGAAUGUGUUUCAGUGGCUUAGGAAUUCCAGUAACACACAGCCCUCUGUUCCAUCAGGCUCGGCCGGUGGAUUAUCCAAAGGACUAUCUCUCCCAUCAAGUUCCGAUUUCCUUUCAUAAACACUGGAACAUUGAUCCAGUGGAUGUAUACUUCAGGUGGCUAGCACCAAAACUGGAAGAUUUGCAGGAAGGACAUAUACGUGUCAAGGAGGAUUUAUAAUCUCUAAAAACAUUAAUAUUUAAAUAUUGCUGUAGGCUUAUAUUGGAGCUACUGAAUUUGUUGUUGUAUUUAUACUUGUCACCUGUAUUGUAUACAGUGCUAAAGGCAUGCCCCACUACUACUGUGACUACAUAACCUGUGUGAGGAAGAGUCUCACAGGAUGUAACAGAGCCCCAUUUCUUCCUUGCAAAACCCAAAUAACUCUUACCACAUAUGGAGAAGGAUUUUGGAGGUAUGUACAAAGCUCACAUUCCCCAUAAUGCCCCAUGAUGCUGACAGUAUAGGUAAGCCAGUUGGGGAAGGGACAGAACUCUGUUGAGUCUUCUGGGAAUUGUUCAUGUAUAGGGAGUGCAGUGGAACUGGUCCAUGCCUUAAAUACCCCUUUCUCAGAUGAUAUGUAUGCACCCAUGUAUAUACAUUUAUUCAGUGGACUUAAAUGCAGAUCUUCUGGUAUUCAGAUUUUAAAAACAUCACCUGUUAAGUAUCUGGAUAUUUUUAAAAUUCUCAUACAUCAGCAACCUGUUUUUGUUUGUUUUGUUUUUUCUGGUUGACAGUGGCAUAUUAGGGUCAUAAUGAUAAAGUGUGUAAAUGCCUUUUGAGUUGCAAAUGAUUUUUGCCUCUUUGUCCCAUGAUAUCUGGGGCUGUAUGUAAAGAGAAACAGGCUUGAUCCAACUGUGUGUGAAUUGUAAAGACAAAAGAACCUGUAUGUUGUCCUCUCCUUGUAUCAACUUGUUUUUUGUUGUUCAACUUGUAUCUUUUAACAAAUCCCAUUUAUAAAUAAUUGAAAAAGACAAGACAGGAUUGGUGCACUGACCACAAGGUGUCAGUACUGAUACCCAAGCGGUCUAACAGCAAAUGUAUCUUAAGGGAUCUUUGAAAACCUGCCCUUUAGAUUCUUACCUACUUUAUGUGCCCAUCAUGUGAGCUGCAUGUACAAGACUGAAAUCUUGCUGAAUGCUAGGAUAGCAUCUCAUUUGCUGCAUUUAUGUUACUUCAGAUAUGGCACACAUCUAAAGUUCUACACGUUCAGAAGAGUCCCGUUUUGUAAAGGAGGGGGACAAGAAUGGAGAUGGGGGGAUUUGAUGGAAAAAUGCUCACACAUCUGUUGAAAGCUACAAAAUGGGGUAGAACUCUUUGCCCAUUCAGAGUUAGUGCAGGAAGCAUUGUCCUCAUUCUGGUUUGGCCUUGUGAUGCCAUAAUUUAGCCAGAUCUGAUUGGCUGCGUGAUGAAGUGAUAAUCAAGAUUUCUUCACGCUCCCUACAAGUUCUCUGACUGCAUCUAGCUGCAGACA